CUCGCCGAUGUUUUACGUUAUGCCGCUGGAGGAAAAAAAAAGGCGGAUCGUAAACGUGAAAACAAACAAAAGGUGUUGUGCAAUUUUUGUGCAUGUGCAGCAGUCUGAUAAGAGUGAGAAGCGUAUAUAAUAUGUAGCAGCGGGGGUGUAUGGUACUGCAAAGUGUCAAAAAAAAUAAAGGUGGCGCGAAACUCAAGAGGAGGAGGAGGAGGGAGAAAAACAGAGACAGAGCUAUAUAGCGCGCACGAAUAAGGCUGCUUGCUUGCUCUCCCCUCAGUCUGUUCCGUGCAUCAACGACAGCGGUACGAUGGUGCGGCUUACUGCAUUGUGCGCGCGACUUUUCGUGGGUGUGUAGCUGCGUCAGAAAAUGCAUCCGGAAAGUGCAAUUCGCAGUAAACAACGUUAUAGUGGCGUCUUUCUUUUUUCUUCCGUCUCUCUCUCUGCGUGCGUGUAGAGUUAUUGUUUGUGCAUACCUGUACUUUUACCGGCUCUACGUGUGAUACAACACGAGUAUACAUAGUGUCGACCCUUACUUAUUACUUAGUACCUACCCUUUUUGGAGGCGUUUGCAACUGCAACGGUUUAUCAAUAAGGAGCCUGCCAAAGAUUGUCUGAUUGUUGAGCAACGAUUACUUUAAAAAAAAAAAAUGGCUGAACAAAUUGUCAUGACACCAAAGUGCAAAACUGCCAAUUCUACCACUUUGAUUAUUGAGAGAAAGAAACAGGCGGUUGAAACUGUGGCCAAUGGAAAUCAUAAGGACGUCCAUGUAGCUGGAGGGGAUCACAAAGGCAUUGUUAUCAAUAAACAGAUGACUGCCAACAACGAUGUUGCGAAACCAGCACAUUUAUCUUUGCAGUUCAAAGUAUUUUUAGUCAGUGCACAAAGUGAAAAGCAUACACAGGAGCAGAGAACUUUGAAUUUUUGGUUUAUUGAAAAUCUACCGUCUGAAUCUCGGCCUUCUGUGGCUCAAGAAUUUUUCAGAGAACUCGUUAGUCCUCAGGAGUUUCCAAGAGACUAUGUUGGAUUUAUUAAAAAAAUUAUGAAAUUAAUACAAAACAAGUAUCCUCCCGUUGAACGCAUAGAAGUGGAAUUAAAACAGAUUGAAGAACAAGUUGAACUUCCGGCUAGACCAUUAUCAGCAGAUGAAACUUCUUUAGGAGGUACUCAAGUCAUCGAACUAACUACCGAAAAAAUUCUUGAGCUGAUUGAAUCUGCUUAUCCAAACCCACUGACAAUUCAAGACUUGGCUGAGGAUCAUGGCUGGGAUAUCGAUACCGUGGCAGAAAAAAUAUUGGAAUUACAAAAGAAAGGUCUUGUUAUUGCGAUGGAUAACGGUGCCUUUACGCGAGUCGUGCACCAAGAUGUUCAAAUUAAAGUCGUUAAGCAAAUGCCUACAAUGACUGGUGCGAAGCAGCCGACCAUAGCUAUAAUUACAGCCCAGUACUGCGAAAAACUCGCCGUCGACUCAAUGAUUGAAAACAAAGAAACUUUUGUUCGAUACAAUACCGUUGGAAGUGAAAACAUUGAAGAUCACUCCGACGUCAGUAAUCUCAAUUAUGCAACUGCUAAACACCCACGGGUGACUCGGCGAAUCCGUUUCGGUGAAUCUAACGUUUACACCCUGGGUGACAUUGGCGCACAUCGAAUCGUUUGCACAAAACUGCCAACUGUGGGCCACACUCGGGAAGCUAUGACUGCUGCUGGCAAUACCACUACUCGACUUCUUGGUACCUUCCAAAAGGUUGACUACGUAUUUCUUGUGGGCGUGGGUGGUGGUGUACCUCACUACACUGAUUACAAAAAACACGUGCGACUCGGUGACGUGGUUAUCUCCUAUCCCACUCGGGAGAAUAACAAAUUCGUUUACAUGUUCUGUGAGAGUGCAGAAAUGCAUGAUGACGGUAGCUAUCACUUUGAGACUAAGGAGUAUUGCCCUCCGAAUUUGGGCUUGCAGGACAUUGCAGCAAAUCUUAAGAAACAAGUGAAUGCUAGUGAAGGUUUUGAUGCGCCAUGGCAAACGUAUAUGCGUCAGGGCCUCAAAAAUUUAGGCACACAAUCUGAACAUAAUUUUGAAGCCCCACCCAUAGAAUCUGAUAAACUCUACAUGAAUAUUGGCGAAAGAGAUGUAAUUGAAGUCUCUCAUCCAAGUGCACCCAAGGGUGAUGCUUUAUACGCAAGAAAUAACAGCUGCCAGCAAAUUCAUUUAGCUCCAAUAGCCUCGGGUCGCUGUGUAUCCCGCGAUGAUCAACUACGCCAAAAGUUCUCGAGCCGCUUUGGCAUAUUGGCCUAUGAUGCGGAGAUGGAUGCAGUUGUUGACAGCGUUUUAGGUAACUGUCGUGAUAAUUUUGCGGUUGUCCGCGGUAUUGCUGACUACAAGGAUGGGUCACGAGGUAAGGAAUGGCAGCCAUAUGCUGCUCUAGCUGCUGCCAGUGUCGUCAAGGCGAUGAUUUGUGCAAUGGACCCGCCAUCCCCAUACAAGAAGUAAUUCUAGUGUUAAGAAAGAAGGCAAGUGUGUUCUAAAAAAAAAUGCAUAAAAAAAAAUUUUUAAACAAUUUUUACGGUUUCGAUCUAAAUAUCUUGCAAAAUACCGUAGCAAUAUCAAUCGAUGCAACUACAAUGAUAUGAUGAUUAAAACUUAUUGAAAAAAAAAAUCAAAAUGAAAGUAACCUUUCAAGAAUUUAGAUCAAAAUCCUAACAUAAAAUCAUAGAUAUAUAAAACAGCUGCGCUGUUAAUAAUUAUGUAGAUUAUAAAAAAAACUUUUGUCUUGUACUUCACAUAAGUGGGAAUGCAAGGUUAUCUUCUACGAUGUAAGAAAAUACGAGCGUGAGUCUACAAGGCUUACACAUAGAUUCAUCUCAACUUUUUAUCUGGUACUAAACAUAAGUUUAAAGUGUUUUUACAAUUUUUUUUUUAUACUUUUGUAAUACGCUUUUGACGUUUGUUGUUUGUACUGACUUUGUAAUAACCGACUUUUGCAUCUUAUUUUAAUACAAGUAUCAAUACGAUUGGUAUUCAAUUGAGAGACGGAUGAGUCUAUGUUUUGAAAAUUUUGUACAUCAAAAUGUAGGUUCGUUAUACAUUUUACUGCAUACUAAAUCAACAAAGUACGUCCCUAAGUAUUUCAACUGGUGCCGAAUAUCGUAGAGUUUUGAAUAAAAUGUUUUUUAGUCUUGUAUUAGUAUUUAUAACGACAUUCCAUUUUAGGAAAAAAAAAUCAAAUUUAAAGUACUCAAACUUACCAAACAGGGAAAUGCUUCACCGGAUAAAUAGUUAAGCGCAGGUAUAAUAGAAAUAUAAAUGCAAUUGCAACAUUCAUCGAUCCUCGCUUGUUACUCGUUACUUAUUCGGGUUGUUGAAUGUGAUAAACACUUAGCAUUGAUUUGCUACAUCCUCUAUUAUUAUAAUUAUAAUAAUUAAUGUAAUAUUUAUAAAACUUUUUCUAAUUUACAUCAUAAUAGUACAUGCAUAAAGAUAAAAAGAUACAUGUUUGAGUAUUGUUUAACUGAGCAUUUACCAAAGAAUGCUAUCAGUGAAAUGGCUUAAGCGCAUAAUAAUUGACUAAAAAAGCUUUUUUGCUCAAAAUCGCUCAUCAGCCAUAAAUUUUAAUUACCGUUUAUAAAAAUAAGCACUGAUUAAUCUAUGCAUAAAAAAUACUUUUAUAUACCGAUGAGUCUUCAACUAAAUCUUUUUUUUCCCAACUUGUUAUUGUUCGAACUGUAUGUAUUCUAAAUACGCUUUGCAGGAAUAUUCGAUGCUUAAUCGAUCGUACACAGUAUAUUAUGUAGAUCGCACACACAAGUUCCAAAGAUCCCAUGCUGCUCGUUCAGAGGGCACUCAUAAAUGUAGGCCAAAUUUUAAUGACGUUUAAGAUUACAUAGAGAGUAAUUUACAAUAAUCUAUCAUGCACUGAACUUCGGAUCUUGUCAAUGCGCAAAUCUAGUCGCCAGCCGUUGAUUGUCCAAGGACUUAUCAUUACGAGUUUAAGCGUUUAUAAAUACGUACAUCAGAUUUUUUUUUUUUUUUUUUUUUAUUUAUAUGAGCAAAUAAGCAAAUUUAUUGAAUACCAUUUAUACUUUUAUAAUAUUUUUAUAAAUACUUUGACCAAAUCUUUGCAUGUGACUGAAACAUUUCUACGAAAACUUAAAAAAAAAACAAAUCAUGUGUAACAUUUUGACAAAAAUCUUCAUCUAUUUGAUUUUGAUCCUUGUAACAAUUUGCGGCUAUAGGCAUUUAAUAAUAUAUAUAUACGGUCCAUUUACCGACUACGUACCUUAAUAAAGAAGAAAAUAAAAUAAAAGGAAUAAGUACAUGAUACUUAGUAGCCUACUUGGGCUUUGGUGAAUUGAAAAAAAAGUGGGUGCACAACCGAAGUGAGACAGUGCUUUUGUUAUUGUUUCGUUCAAAAUAUUUAAUUUCGCGACAAAUCUUGAUUUUCGUACCGCUUGUUGUACUGCCAUUGCAACCAAUCAUACAAAGAAAAAAACAGUCGUUAAACCGAGCUUAAAAACGCACUCUGUCACUUCGGGUAGUUGAAUAUACCCAAUGGAAGUUGGAAACCGCGGGAGCUUAGCGCGCUUUGAAAUUUCGAGCUAUUUUGUGUAGAGAGACCACGUCGUAAUUAUAAGAUAUAAAUAUAUACAUAAAUAUAUUUAUUGCUGUUACGUAUUCAAAAUAAAAAAAAGGUAUAUGCGUUUUAUCUUAUUUACAACAUAAAUCAAUCGAAUGCGCGUGCCUAAGCUGCACGCGUUUUUAGAAUGAGCAUGUAUUAGAGAUGGAACGAGAUCUGUUCUCAAAUAAAUCUUUC
This is a messenger RNA of Copidosoma floridanum, 4806 nucleotides long. RefSeq lists its product as uncharacterized. NCBI's taxonomy places the organism in Eukaryota, Metazoa, Arthropoda, Insecta, Hymenoptera, Encyrtidae. The record is from RefSeq and is a predicted model, not a curated record. Gene Ontology annotation, biological process: nucleoside metabolic process. Gene Ontology annotation, molecular function: catalytic activity.